UCAUAACACUCACAGUAAUGCAAAGGUUACAGGGCAAACAGAGCAAGUGUGUUAGGGUGGUGUUUGUAGUUUAAAAGAGAAAGUCGUGUGUGUGUGUUGUAAGUGCGAACAUGAGACGGGACUGAGGGAAACAGACAGUCUGGUCUCCUCAGAGACUGAUUUACUCCCUCAGUGUAGCUACAACAGCGUGUCACUUUCUGCCUCCACACAGCGCUGCGUUCAGGAGCUCUUCAGUUCCUCACUCGUUAGUCUUCAGGACGCUCUUUCACAACAAGAAGGAGAAGAAGAAGAACAAGACGAGACGGAGUGAUACGGCUUUUCUUUUCUUUUUUUGGAAACGGGAAUUAUCUUUUAACCAAACGCGUUUGAACUUCUCGUUAAAGUUUAUUUCACGGAAUAGCUCACUGGUAGAACUGUGGCCGUGUCACGCCGGCUGGGGCGGUGUGUGUGAGAUGCGCGUCGGUACGGACUAAAAAAACAAAAACAAAACGCAAACACAACCACGACACAUCCACGCCGCUCCGUCUGGCAGCGUGUUCGCAAGAGUGCCAUCGGUUGGUGUUGUGUGUUUUUUUUUUUGUUUGUUUGUUUUCGAGGAUUUUUACAAAGGAACAUGGAGGUAGACAGCGCUCAGGAAAACACCGAGCAGCCGUGUAAGGACUCUGAGCGCCAGCUUCGCCUGAGGCUGUGUGUGCUCAAUGAGCUGCUGAACACCGAGCGAGACUAUGUGCGCACUCUCGCCUUCCUGCAGUCGGCUUUUCUCCAGAGGAUCAUACAGAUGGGAGAGAAUCAACAGUGUCUGACACCGGAACAAGUCAAGAUCUUGUUUUCCAACAUUGAAGAGAUCUUGGAUGUACACCGGGAGUUUUUCUCCACGUUGGAUUCCAGUCUACAGCCCGAGCCUCAGCCUCAGCACGCACUCGGCCACGUCUUCCUCCAGUUUAGAGAUCGCUUUUCAGUUUAUGGAGAAUACUGCAGUAACCAUGAGAAAGCUCUCAGGCUGCUGAUGGAGCUCAAUAAGAUCCCUCACAUCCGCACCUUCUUACUGCACUGUAUGUUGCUUGGAGGGAAGAAGAGCACAGAUGUUCCUCUGGAAGGUUACCUGCUCUCACCUAUACAGAGGAUCUGCAAGUACCCUCUUCUGCUCAAGGAACUGUUGAAAAGGACUCCUAAGAAGCAUGCAGAUUACCCAGCCGUUGAGGAAGCUCUGCAGGCCAUGAAGGAAGUGUGCUCCAACAUCAAUGAGACAAAGAGGCAAAUGGAGAAAUUGGAGGCGCUCGAGCAGCUCCAGUCCCACAUAGAGGGCUGGGAGGGAACAAAUCUAACUGAUAUCUGUACUGAGCUGCUUCUCCAUGGCAAUCUGCUGAAGAUCUCAGCAGGAAACAUUCAGGAAAGGGUCUUCUUCCUGUUCGAUAACCUUCUCGUGUACUGCAAGAGGAAGUCCAGAGUUUCAGGGAAGAAAUCUACCAAAAGGACGAAGUCUAUCAACGGCCCGAUGUAUGUGUUUCGUGGCCGAAUCAACACGGAAGUGAUGGAGGUGGAAAACGUCGAAGACGGAACCGCUGAUUAUCACAGCAACAACUACACUGUGACCAACGGCUGGAAGAUUCACAACACGGCCAAAAACAAGUGGUUUGUGUGCAUGGCCAAGAAUGCAGAAGACAAGCAAAAAUGGCUGGACGCCAUUUUAAAGGAACGCGAACAGAGAGAGAGCCUCAAACUGGGAAUGGAGCGGGAUGCUUACGUUAUGAUUGCAGAGAAAGGAGAGAAGCUCUACCACAUGAUGAUGACCAAGAGCCGCCAUCUGAUCAAAGAUCGACGGAGGAAGCUCACCAGUGUGCCCAAGUGCUUUCUGGGAAAUGAAUUUGUCGCCUGGCUGUUGGAGAGUGGAGAGAUCAGUAAACCAGAGGAAGGGAUCAAUUUAGGCCAAGCACUGCUGGAAAAUGGUCUCAUCCACCAUGUUUCGGAUAAACACCAGUUUAAGAACGAGCAGGUACUGUACCGCUUCCGUUACGAUGACGGCACUUACAAAGCUAGGAGUGAGAUGGAGGAUAUCGUAUCCAAGGGUGUGAGACUGUACUGUCGUCUCCACAGCCUCUUCACACCUGUGAUUAAAGACAGAGACCACCACCUGAAGACAUUUAAAUCGGUGUUACCAGCCAGUAAACUGGUGGACUGGCUCAUCUCACAGGGAGACUGUUCUACCCGCGAGGAUGCCGUCACAUUCGGGGUCGGCCUGUGCAACAACGGCUUCAUGCACCACGUCCUGGAAAAGAGCGAGUUUAAGGACGAAUCUCAGUUCUUCCGGUUCCAUGCUGAUGAGGAGACAGAAGGCACCAGCAAUAAGACCAAGCAGCUUCGCAAUGACUUUAAGCUCAUUGAGAACAUCAUGGCGAAGUCCCUAGUGAUUCAUCCGGGGGAGGAAGACUAUGGAUUUGAGAUUGAGGAGAAGAACAAGUCUAUCAUGGUGAAGAGUGUAACCAGGGGCUCCCAUGCUGAGAUGGCAGGGUUGCAAGCAGGAAGGAAGAUCUACUCUAUUAAUGAAGACCUGGUGUUCCUGAGACCCUUCUCUGAGGUGGAGAUUAUGAUCAACCAGUCUUUCUGUAUACGCCGUUCUCUCAGGCUGCUGGUUGCCACCAAAAACAAAGAGCUCGUGAAGAUUCCAGACUGUCGAGAUGGUCUGUCAUUCAAACUGCGAGGAUCCUGUCCUCCAUAUGUGCAUGCAGUGAAAAUAGGGUCAGAGGCCGCAGCAGCAGGCCUGCAGGCCGGCCAGUGUGUGCUCAAAGUAAACGGCGCCAACAUGAGCCAGAGCAGCUACGAUGAGGUACUGGAGCAUUUCAGCAGUUAUCAGCCUGAACAGGAUGAGAAAGAGGAGCCGGCUUGCAGUCAGUGGGUGUACCGUGUGUAUGACAAUGUGGAGGAACAGGCGUUCAGAUCGUGCCUCACUGAGAAUGGUUCAGACACAGAGGAAAACGGCUGUUCUAAUGGAACAGUCAGAGGUCUGCAACAUUUGUCUCUGUCUGGAGAUAUUCCAUUGGUUAACAUGAUGGUGGAUAACAUGCACUUGGAACAUGGCGUUGUAUAUGAGUACGUGAGCUCAGCUGGGAUCAAACAUCAUGUUCUGGAGAAGAUGGUGGAGCCAAAGGGCUGCUUCAGUCUCACAGCAAAGAUAUUAAAAGCCUUUUCUAAAGAAGACACAAAUUUUGUGACGAGCUGCAGUCAGCUGAUCGCUCAGAGCGAGCGUGUCGUGUCGAUGCCGCAGUAUGAGUUCAGAAAUAUCUGCGACACCAAACUGGAGAGUAUACGCAAACGUAUCUGCAACUACCAACAGUUUGCAGAUGAGCUGCAGAAUAAAGGCUCGCCCAUGUUUAAGCAGGCUAGUACUAAACCUCAUGCCCUGGGGUGCAUGGACUUUGUGCCCACGAAUUGUCACCUGAACCUGAUGCAGGUUUCUUGCCCCAAGAGCAGCACAUCAGCUGGACGUGCAUUUAGCAUCCGCUUCGGGCGCAAGAACUCCUUUUUCGGCCUUGACCCAGACCAAGCCAAUCUGAACCCCAUGUCCCACACGGUCCACUGUGUGACGAGCAUGGCUGCCCCAUCGUGGAGCUGCACUGGCCUGGAUAAUGAGGAGGAGGAGGGAAUAGAUGGAGGUGUUGAGGCAUGCAGCAGGCGCACACAGGGUGAAGGAGGCCUCAGUUUUCUUCUUAAACAGGAGGACACUGAGAGCCAGGACAACUACAUCUGCCUUUAUAACCGGCUGGACACCGCGGUCAGGGAGAUGAAGCUCUAUGUGGCUCAGAUUGAUGUGCUCCUGUCCUCCAUCACUGGUCCCAUCCAGCCUCAGAGCUCUGAGCCUCCUUCGUACGACAGCGUGCCGUGUACUUCUCCUGGGCAUGAGGAGGUCAUUCAAAGCAAAAGAGUGUGCUUCAAAGUGAAUGAGGAUGAUCAGGAGGAUUCUGGACAUGACACCAUGAGCUACAGAGACUCUUACAGUGAGUGCAACAGUAACCGAGACUCUGUACUGUCCUACACAAGCGUACGAAGCAACAGCUCUUAUCUAGGGAGUGAUGAGAUGGGCUCAGGAGACGAGCUGCCAUGUGACAUGCAGAUUCCUCUGGACAAACAGGACAAGCUGCAUGGAUGUCUAGAGCAUCUUUUUAAUCAAGUUGACUCUAUCAACAGCCUUCUGAAAGGGCCGGUCAUGAGCAAAGCAUGCGAGGAAACCAAGCAUUUCCACCCUGACCACACUCAGCCAGAAUUCCGCCACGCAGACGACUGGACAGCACGGUGCAGAUACAUCCUGCACAAAAACAUCCAGGAGGACCCUUGGAACCUACCCAGCUCCAUCAAAAACCUAGUGGACAGUCUGCAUCGCUUCGUAGAGGAUGGCAGGAAUCAGCUUUUGUUGGCCUUGCUGAAGUGCACAGACACAGAGCUGCAGUUGCGUCGGGAUGCGAUUUUCUGCCAGGCCCUUGUGGGUGCACUGUGCACACUUGCCGAACAAGUGUUCUGGGCACUCAACCUUCGCUUCAACAACAACGCUGAAUAUGAGGACGACUGCAAGGAGGUCAGCCACAAAUGGCUGGAGCAGAUCUCAGCAAUCGGAGUGCUCUUCAACUUCCAGUCCACCCUCUCGCCACACGUGAGACAAGAGCGCACCAUGCUGGAAGACACAAAAGCGGCUCUGCAGGAUCUGGAUAAAGUCACCGUGCUCUUCCGACCACUGGAGAAUGAAUGCCUUGUUGCAAACAUGCCGGUGCAUUAUCAAGUCGAAGGCAGUCGGCAGGCAAUCCGUGUCACACUUUACCUGGACAGCUGUCAUUUCAGUGAGCUUCCCACGCGUCUGCAGAAUGGAGGCAGCCUCAAGCUGCACUCAGCUCUUUUCACCAGAGCAUUGGAACGACCAGAAGGAGUAGCAGCUCAGGACUUUUUGGCCAUGGAGGAGUUUCAGCAGCGGAUCAACGCUGUGUCACUGGAAAAAGUCAAAUUCUAUUACCGGAGACUCAGGGCUUUCUAUUUAGAGAAAUCCAAUUUAUCCUCCGAAUCAAAUUCAACGGCUAUGAAAAUAGAUCAUCUGCUUCGUCCUCUCAACACUCUGGAUGACCUGUGCAGGCUCAUGCAGACCUACAUGAACGUGAAGCCGAGUGCGGCGGGCCACCCGUCUGGAGUCAGCGUACUGCUGGUGUCCUCGGAGCUGUGCAACCGCCUGGGGGCCUGCCACAUCAGCAUGUGUGCAACUGGCAUUCAGAGGUGCACCCUGACCGUCUCCCUGGAGCAGGCCAUGAACCUGGCCAGGAACCACGGCCUCAUGCCUCGCUGCUUCAUGCAGACUAUGGACAUUUUACGCAAACAGGGCACCAGAGUCGAUAACUCUGCCAAAAACCUCAAAGUCAUGGACCAGAUGCCUGCCUUCGCACCAAGACUCUUCAAGCUGUGUCUCCCACCUUCUGAUGGCGAUCUCUGAGUUUCUCGCCGCAGCCUCUUGACCGCUCACUUGAAAUAUAAAGCAAAAGACUUGUGACUCUGGGACAGUGAGACUUGUUAAAGAGGUCACUUUGCCUUCGCCAGGCGUUUCCGUUGGACCAAACAUCGGCUCAGAGAGGAUUUCCACAGGAUGCUGACGGGGGCGAACCCAACAGCCUGCAUCGGAAUAGUCUAGCCACAGUGCUGCCGUUGGCUAGGAGCGACUCCUCAUACAGACUUCUCCUCUUAACCUACUUGUUUCUUGCCACUGAUUGGUGCCGUUCCUAAGACUACGGAUCCGUUUGUUUUUUUAACCGAGUUACUAAACAACCUGUAACUAGACUGUGUUCCUCAAUUUGCCUUGGACUGCAGCGUUGGUGGGCUCUCCGGGUUCCGUCUCUAGCUGGCGAGGCUGACGCUUCUUCCACUGCUCAGACACGUGGUGAUUAUGUGCAAUUACUGUAGCUUAGCAUGUGCAUUCCUGCACUGUUCCUUUCCAAGAGUAUUCUUCAAAAGAAGUGUUUUUAUUCUCUUCACUUCAGGUCUUAAAAAUUAUUAAAAGCAUUCCUCUGACAGUAUUAUAUGGACCAAGCUGACACUGUUUAAGCUCUUUUAGUUUAUAUAUAUAUAUAUAUACGUGUUGUAUGUGUGUGUGUAUAUAUAUAUAUAUAUAUAUAUAUAUAUAUAUAUAUAUAUAUAUAUAUAUAUAUAUAUAUAUAUAUAUAUAUAUAUAUAUUUUAUUUGAUGUUACAGUUUGUGUCAGAGUUUCGUAACCUAUCCAGGACAGAAGACCCUUUUACUUAAAAGCUCAAUAAAGUUACUCAGUUAAUCAGUUGACAUCUAUGGAUACUAAAUGCUCAAGAUUUUUACUAAUCAGAUCAGAGAAAGCGAAGACGUUUCUUUGUUUUUGUGUCUGGUUUUGGCACUUUUUCAAUCUCUGGGUGUUGCAGUAUAGAACUAUUCGAGAGCGUAGCAUGAGUGUUUAGAGAAGCACAAUAAAAAAUGUUUAGAUUAUUCAGCAGUGUUUGCUAAAGUACUGUACAAAGCAAAGGGAUCAUUGAAGGAUGCUAAAAUAGAGUGAAAUUUAUUUUAUUCAAUUUCCUGUGCGCGCGCGCGUGUGUGUGUGUGUGUGUGUGUGUGUGUGUGUGUGUGUGUGUGCGAAUGUGUGUAAACAUAAAUAAAUAGACAGGCCCUUUUUAGGAAUGGUCAUGCUAUAAUUUAAAUUUAAUUAUUAAUGUCAAAACAAACCAGUAUGGAACUGUACAUCUUUCAUUUUGUGUACAUGCUGUAUAUGUGAAUAGGAGUACCUUGUUGUGUAUUUCCACUUACAGUACCUUUGUUUGCAGUAUUUAAAUGGCUAACCAUGUGUCCAUGUGGUCUGUAGAGGUUCACUCACAAUUUGAAAAAUGCACCAUAGCCGUGCUUCUUGACUGAAAGAAAAAAUGUAUCUACCAUUAAUCUACCUUUUUGGUUCCUCAAAGCAAGCUCAAUAGUUAUUUAUUGAUGAGACUGAUAAAGCGAGCAUAUGUUAUGUUUUUAAAAUACUCACAGAACAGUAUAGGUUUUAAUAACAUUAUCUUUUAUGGAAAGCCACGCUUCUCUCUGACAUUAACAUACUAGAGAUAUGUCUUUUAUUGUCACAUCGCUGACAAAACACUCUGACAGAGGUGUGCAAUGUUAUGCAAUGCUGAGUUUGUGACAUUCACGGUGCCUUGUGGAAUUGGAUGUCCAUUUUUAACAUCCUCUGAUGUGUAUAUGUGCAGCAGAUCUUCAGUUGGAGCUGGAAGUGUUUGUGUGGAGUUUAGCACCGAGAUGAUUGUUAUUUUAGACUGAGCUUGCUUUGAAGAAACCAGAUUCGCAUGCGGUAACUUUCAUUAUUUGAGUAUAACAGUUUGGAAUUAGCUUAAAAAUUUAAUACUGUAAGCACAGGGAAAACAUGAUAAUGUUCCUGUGUCUUAGUCCCAAGCUUUGGAAUGGAAAUCUUAUGGUCAGUAAAAAUUGCCUUGUAUAGAAUAAGCUUAAGUAUUUAAUGGUGAUGCUCUUUAACUUGUAAUAUCUGUGGAUGUUUGAAUGUACUGAUAAGAGGUUUUUUUAAUUAGUGUGAUAAUCAUAUCGGUCUAUAAUAUCAGCUCAUUAACAGUCUAUGAAAAUCAGACAGGUUUGCGUUAAUGUUAUCACACUGCCGGCUGAUGUGUGUGAUCACCUCCACCUACAGAAAUACUGUCAACAAGCAUGGAUCAAAUGUUUUUUUACAUCCCCAAUGUUCUGUCAAAUCAGUAUGGAAAUUAAACUCUUGUGCUUAAAUAAUC
Tachysurus fulvidraco (yellow catfish) is the source of this 7772-nucleotide messenger RNA. It is a transcript of the gene prex1, whose product is annotated as phosphatidylinositol-3,4,5-trisphosphate-dependent Rac exchange factor 1. Gene Ontology annotation, molecular function: protein binding; guanyl-nucleotide exchange factor activity. The record is from RefSeq and is a predicted model, not a curated record. The coding region runs from base 614 to 5464 and encodes 1616 amino acids. Gene Ontology annotation, biological process: intracellular signal transduction. The transcript is spliced from 40 exons. Lineage: Eukaryota; Metazoa; Chordata; Actinopteri; Siluriformes; Bagridae.